Lymnaea stagnalis (great pond snail) is the source of this 35077-nucleotide messenger RNA. The record is from the annotation of a GenBank genome assembly. NCBI's taxonomy places the organism in Eukaryota, Metazoa, Mollusca, Gastropoda, Lymnaeidae.
AAAAUGGCGACUCUUGAGGAAAUGAAGACGCCUUCUUCUCAUCAAUAUGGGCUUAGUGGUAAAGAUUCAGUAAGUUAACUGCUUUAUAAAUGGUUUGGUCAUUGACAUAAAGAAAAAUAAAACUUGGCCUGCCUGUAUAUAACUGCAAACGCUUUAAAAAAUUCCUCUGCUUACAUGUAUUAAUUUAUUUAUUUAGCAGGCUAAACAGUGAUGAUCACUGAAUUUUUGUCAAUAUUUUUUAAUAUAUAUUAAUAUAUUAUAUCUAAUUAGUAUUAGUCUAGUACUGUCUAAGGCAGGGGUGUCAAACUCAAUUUGCUUGGCGGGCCAAAACUCAAAUCACAUGUAAGGUUGUGGGCUGCACAGGAUAAACAUUCAAAUAAGAGGCAAAUUACAAUCUUUUUUUUGAAAAACAUGUAGGCUAUAUAAUAAUUAAUAAUAUAAUAUAUAAUAUAUAAAAUAAAUGAAAACAGAAAAAAGUUUUAAUAAUUAAAAAUCAUUUGCACACCCAUUUUCGUUCUUAUGCCAGUUUGUCAGAGCUGGAGGUUUGGAACAUUUUCUUGGCUACAAAAACAAGUUUAUGUUGGCUGUAGCGAUAGGUGUCAUUGAGAUUUUCAUGAUGGACUGCAAGUGUUCAUCUGUGAGACGACUCCUGUGUGAUGCUUUGUUAAUCUUCAUCACAGAAAACAGCUACUCACACAUAUAUGUGUUCACCAACAUGCUCAAGGUUCGAGCUGCAUGUAGAUGAAGCUGGGGCAUCUCUUCAGGAAUGAAACAAGUGAACUGUGCAGGCCCAACUGUGUCGUACUUUGCCUUUAGUGUCCCACUACACUGCAGCUCUGUUAGCUCCAUUUGCAAAUUUACAGGUGCAGUUUCCACAUCUAUGACAAAUUGGUUACGAAACAGCUCGAAAUUACUUUUUCAAUCUUUAAGGUCACUAAUGCGCCCUGCGAACUCGGCGCGAAGUAAGUUAAGUUUUUCAGCGAAGUGUGCAUUGGGAAACACCAUAGCGUUGACCUGGAUAUAAUUGUACGGCAGGCUGGAUGUUGCCUGCGGGCUUUGAGUUUGACACAUGUGGUCUAAGGGGUUGUCCAUUAAUUAUGUAAACAAAAUAGGGGGAGGGGGUUUGGAAAUGUUUGAUAAUUGUUGACAAGGGUGGAGGGGGGGGGUAGAUUAGUUAGCUCCAAAAAUCAUGUUUUCUCUAUUAAAAUUUGAAUCUUAAAAAUUGACAUUAUUUUAACCAAUUUAAUGCGUGUAAAUAAGUAUAGUUAUAUAAUUUUUAGGCUUUUAACAAUAUACCGUAUUUAUUGGUGUAUAACACGCCCCCCCUACGUAUAUCAGGCACCACAAUUUAAGAAGAAAAUUUCAGGAAAAGAAACUCAACAUUAUAUCGGCGUAUAACACGCACACAUGAUUUGCCCCUAUUUUCGGGGAGAAAAGUGUGUGUUAUACGCCAAUAAAUACAGUAAUAUUAAUUUAAUGUGUGUCUGUUUGUGCACGGCAAAUAGCUGGUCAGAAUGUUAGCACACUUUGUUAGUGCAAGAGAAGUCAAAUGUUGCCCUCUCUUCGCCUAUAGAUUCUGUUUUUCGCAAAUGACUAGGGCGAUAUGUUUGCCAUCGUGUUUGCAGGUAUGGAACAAGGACAAGGUUCAAGUGUAUGUGCAGUCAAGAUAAAUGGUAUUGAUAGAGUAGGAAUACGAUAUUUUGAGAAUUAGGGGAAAGUAAAGUGAAUAAAAAUAAUAACAUUGUUGCUUGAGCGCAUUUACAAAAUCUUUAACAUCUAUUUUGCAUCACAAGUCAUGUUGAAAUAGCAAGUUCAACAGCACCGACAAUGCAUAAGAAAUUACCACCUGCUCCACACAAAAAAGGAUUCGACUAAUGCAAGUGCCAGGAGACAGAGAGAGCUUAUGGCAAUUAUUCCUCACACUGACAAUGCUUCUAUUUUAAGUGCUGAAUGGUUAGAUGAGGAUGAUGUUGACAUGUCUGGUAUAUCAGUUACGCAAGAUGAAUAUGAUAAAUCAAUUACUAUGCCCAUGUUACGAUCGAGCAACACCUGGCUACUUCCUGAGAAGAUGAUAGCAGCUAGAAACUAUGCUACAAUUGUCAGCUAUACUGACAAUAAUCAUAUUUCUACUUCCACAAACAAUGAUAUUUAGUUUUUACAACCUUUUUAUUGAGUCUGUAUUAUAAAAUUUAAGUGUUAAAACUUUUUAACUGUUAAAACAAACUAAAGAUGCAAUAAAAUAUUUUUCCUAAAAUUCUGUGUUAUUAAAACAGAUCAACACAAAGUAAAAUCUAUUUAUAUAUAUAUAUAAUUAAUUAUAAAAUUAUAUUAUAAUUCAUUGGUUAUACAAAUGUUGACAUAAUUACUCGGAAGGGGGGGGGGGGCAUUGAAAGUUUGACAGUUGUUGACAAGAGGAGGGAAGGGGUCAAAAAUUGCUUAAAAAUUGUUUUCGUAAUUAAUGGACACCCCUUAAUUAGAGAAUUAGAGUUGCGACUAGGUUGACUAGGCCUACUACUAAGUUGGUAAUCUCAUAUUUUAGUGCAACAUAUGGCAUCUUUGAAGACAGAAGAAUUCCCUUUACCUUACCAUAAUGGCAAUGGGAAUGACAAAGACAAAAGAUUCAUAAAAUUUACUUUUUUUAAAAUUUCGUACAAUUUAUUUAAUGAUAAUGGGCUUAAUGGCAAUUAACAAUUAAUGGUUUUAUUCGAACAAAAAAGAUGGUAUUUUACAUACAAAAUAUUUUUUAAUACUGAAAUAAGUUGAUUAUUUUUUUUUUAAAGUUAAUAAUUUAAUUUAUUGCACUAAAAUAAAGGAUUACCAAGAAGUUCCAUUUAAAUCAGCUACAGUAUAUAUAGGGUAAGAAGAAAAGAAGCGCAAAAAUAUUGAUUGUUAUUCUAAAAUCUAAGUAAGGUCAUGUUAUUUUAAAAUCUUAAUAAGGUCAUGGUAAUGUUUCAAGCUUUAAGCUAGGACUGGAUUCAUUAAAGGCCCGGGAGUAUUUCUCAUUUACGUUGUAUGCACAAUCACAGAUGACAGUUUAGGUUUGAGAUGCUUAAAGUAAGUUAAUCUAUGAAAUUCUCUUUGCUGAUUGAUUGUGCUCCUUCACCCCCAAACUCCUGCAUGCAGCAAAGGCUUCAGACAGUGGUGAACCACAUUGGCUCAGACACAGCAUCCUUCGGACAGUUGUCAUUAACACUUUUCUACAUGGUUUAGAGACUUGAGUGUAUACAAAAGCCAGAUAGUGAUGCUAGAACAUUUUUACCAAUGAGACCUGCUUAUUAUCAUGGGCAUAAAUUGGAAAGAUGUUAUACUCACAAUGGGAUGUAAAAAGAGGCCCGUAAAUAGAGCAUUGAAGCCAUGCUUGUUACAAAACAGCUAAGUUGGGUAGGACUUGUAAGUUUUCAAUAAAAAGCUAGAAAGCAAUACAGUGACUAUAUCAAAAGUCUGAUCAGCAGCAGAGAAAAAAGGACCUGGGAACUUUAGGCUACUUAUGGGGACAAUUGUAGAUCCACAAUAAAAAUUGUCAUACUAUUGUUUGUUAAGCACUAAAUACUAAUUACUAAGGAGUUUACAAUAUUCUACAGUGGAACAACACAAACACCUUAGGAACAGGGUUUGCAGUCAAAAGAGAGACAGUAAAUGCAGUCAUUGGGUUUAAACCAGAGAGUGAAGGACUAUGCUCCAUAAGGAUACAAGGAAAUAUGUUUAACAUCACGCUAAUCUGCGCACAUGCUCCAACAGAAGAUACAGAUGAACGCACCAAGGAAACUCUAUGAAACACUCGAAAGAGCAUUUGAUGAGGCACCACACGUGUGAUAGAAUGGGUGCAGAACUGAUCACAGGGAGCAGUAAGCUACUAGUGAAUAACACUUUGAAGGUUUACUGAAUGGCUCAACCAAUGAGGAUUACGCUCUACCACAAGGAGGACCGGACCCAUUGAUCAACCGACACUGAAUGACCGGACACAUUGGUCAACCAACGCUGGAUGACCGGACCCAUUGGUCAACCAACCAACACUUAAGGAAAUAAAAGAAAGCCCCAGGAACAGACCUUAUCUCUGCAGAACUGAUAAAACUAGGUGGAAACAAACUGCAAAAGCAAAUACACAACCUCAGAAUCUGGCAAGAGGAAGAAAUGCCAAUAGAAUUAGAAUGGGACAUUGCAAUCCCAAGUCACAAAAAAACAGGAUCUAAAUAUUGUACUUUUUCAAACUAUAGAGCAAUUUCCCUCCAUAAUGUAAUGUACAAAAUCCUCACUAAACUUACAGUAAGAAAAUUGGCAAGGCAUAGUGAACAGAUUCUAGGGGACUACCAAUGCGGAUUCAGGCGGAAUAAGUCAGCCACAGAUCAUAUUUUUACUAUUAGAUGUCUCCUGGACAAAUGCUACAAAUAUAACAUCAACAUAUACCAACUAUACGUGGAUUGCAAAACAGCAUACGAUAGCGUAGCCAGGAAUUACCUAUACAAUGCUCUACAGGAACUUGGAUUCCCUAACAAACUUACCCGGCUCAUGCAUAUGAUGAUGGCUAACUCCAAAAGUAGAAUCAAAGUACAGGGAGAAUAUACAAGGGAGUUCCCAGUUAAUCAGUGCCUCAGACCAGGAGAUUCACCAUCAUGUAUACUGUUUCCAUCACGCUAGAAAAAGUUAUUAGAAGCAUACACAAGAGCACCAGCGGAACCAUUACAAGCUUUCACCAUCAUGUAUACUGUUUCCAUCACGCUAGAAAAAGUUAUUAGAAGCAUACACAAGAGCACCAGCGGAACCAUUACAAGCUACUUCCAGAGAGGUACUACAGAACCUCGAUCAUCAGGAACUUUAUAUAGCCAGCCAUUUCAGUACCUGGCAUAUGCAGAUGAUAUAACAGUACUGCGCAGAAACAGUAAUGAUAUAAUUAAAGCAUUCAGGGAACUUGAAAUUGUCUCUGUCAAAGCUGUUCUUGAUGUAAAUGAAGCGAAGACAAAUUAUAUGAUAAUGUCACGAAACACCGCACGGAUGACAACUACACCUUUGAGAGAGUGGCUAUUUUCAAAUAUCUAGGUGCGAAUAUAAAUGAGCUCAAUGAAAUAAUGUCAGUUAAAAGAACGGAUAACAGCAGGCAACCGUUCCUAUUUCAGCCUACAAAACCUAGUGGGAAGCAAAAACCUCUCAAGGGGAAAAAGAAGACAAUAUACACCAUAGUCCUAAAAAAAAAAAAAAGGCAGACUGGGCUGAACUGAAAACUUAGACAGGAUGUUAGAUUGUAGUGCAGCAAAAUUUAUCUACAGGCUGAAACCAAGUAAUAUACACCAUAGUCCUAAAAAAAAAAAAAAAGGCAGACUGGGCUGAACUGAAAACUUAGACAGGAUGUUAAAUUGUAGUGCAGCAAAAUUUAUCUACAGGCUGAAACCAAGGGGCAGAUGGCCUACCAGUAGCCCAAGACUGAGAUGGAUCAAUGAUGUAGAGGACUUACACCAGUUGGGAGUUCGAGCAUGUAGGCGGAAAGUCAUGAAUCGACCCAAAUGGAAAGAUGUUGUGGAGCAGGCCAGGGCCCUACAUGGACUGUAGCGCCACUGAUGAUGAUAUUGUUUGUUAAAUGAGCCCAUUGAAAUAAUGUCAGAGGGAAAGAAAGGAUAACAGCCGGCAACUAUUCUUAUUGCAGCCUACAAAAGCCAGAAGGAAACCAAAACCUCUCAAGGGGAACAAAAAAGGUAAAAUACACCACUAUCAUAAGACCAGUUGUAUUUUAACAGGUUAGCAGGAAACCUUCUCAACACAGGGGAGAGGAAAAUUCUCAUGAAAAUAUACAAUUUGAUCCGUACAAACCAAGAAAUACAUCAAUUGUACAAAGACACACCCAAAGUCCCAACAAUAAAAAAAAAAGGCAAACAGUGCUGGACUGAAAACUUAGACUGGAUGUUGGAUUGUAGUGCAGCAAAAUUGAUCUACAGGCUGAAACCAAGGGGCAGAUGGCUGACCGGUUGUUGACCAAGACUGAGAUGGAUCGACUAUGUAGAGAAGGACUUACACGAGUUGGGGGUCAGCGCAUAGAGGCCAAAAGCAAUCGAUCAAUCAGAAUGAAAGGAUGUGGUUGAGCAGGCCAGGGUCCCUGAUGAUAAUACAAUUGUUUUAGUCUCACUGGCCAGAAACAGACGAGGAAAUUCGGCAGCUGUCUGUGCUUACCAGAGGAAAUUAUCUUUGGCUGCCCUAUAUGCUAGAGAUUUUGCUUAUUCAAAAUAAAGCUUUAUAGCCACAUCCAGACAUGCAAAAAGACCUUCCAACCAAUGAUUUUUUUUAUAAAGUUAAAUACUUUAGUCCCUGAUAAAUAAUGUUAAUGUUUUCUUAAUCAACCCCAUGGUGGAAUAGUAGCAUUGUCUGCUUCCCACAAAGUCGCAGAAUUACAUUAUAAACUUAUUGCUGAUUUAAAUUUGUUCUUUGUUUUUGGCAUACCAAUUCUGUUUUGUUACUUAAGUAUUGUCUCAUUGUGUUCCAUUUUUUUCCACAGUCUUCUGCAUACUUGAUGUCUAUUGUGAGAACACUGUCUUCAAGGCAAGUAUUUAUUUGCAUAAGCACAUUGUGCUUAUUGGUUUCAUUUUUACAAUUUGUAUGGUCAAAAGAAUAAGGUAGCCUGGUCAUUCUGCAACAAAGUUGAUUAUAAGAUUUUGUACUUAUUUCUUUCAUACAGUAUUUUUGUAUCAUUCAAUGUAGGCUUAUUAUUAUGUGCCUAAUCAUUUUGUGGAGUUAAAUUGAAAAUAGUCUGUCUUAUCUCAUUCAACAAAAGGUAAUUGUAAAUUAAUCAUUGAAAAUUGCAAAUUAACCCUUUUGAGGCCAAGUGGCAAAAUGAUAAAUGGCCGAUCUAUGGACCCAAUAAUACAAGCCUCGAGAUUGGCUGGCUGGUCUUUCUACCAGUCUACCAGCUAAUCAAAUCGCUUCUCACUUUUCUUGCUCAUCUGGCCAUUUUAAUGGCAGCCUCCAUUGAUAGUUUACAGUGUUAUGUCAUUUUUAGGAAUUUUUUGUUCCUAGUGAACCUUAAAAAUGCUUAAAAACAUGUGGCCUUUAUAUAUGCCAAAGGGCAUAAGCAGCCCCAGAGGAAUAUUUAUGCAGCUUUUAUAUUGAACCUCAUUCAAAUGUUUGUUAGGACUUAUUUAGGCUUCAACGAUAAUAAAAUUUAACAAAAUUCUAAAAGUAAGACAUGUUUAUUUUAAGUGCAAAAAAAAUUGCAUGCACAAAUUAUGAAGUCAGGAUAUCUCAUUUGCAUAAAUGUUGAGAUUUCAGUUUGAUUCAUAAAGAUUGCAGUAUUAGUUUAUUCAAUUCCCUACAAGAACAAAUAUGGUUUUAUAUUUGUAAAGUAAUAAGUUUAUUUUAUUUUUAAUUUUGUGCAAAGUAAGUGCACUGCUUGUGAAAAGGGCUCCGUCUUCUUAGCACCAAAGUCCAAUUUUCAUUUGUGCUCCUGCAGUUGUGUCUGUUAGUCCCUGGAUAGCUUGUUGCGAGCAGAUAAAAAAUGUCUUAUUUUAACAAAAAUGUCAUCAUUUUUCAUACAUUACAUGUUAUCUUUUAACAGUGCUGAUUUUGAACAGAGAGAAAAAGAAAAGACAAGAAUAGAAAAAGCUUUCAGAGAGAGUGACAAGAGGCUUGGUGAACUCGUAACAGGUAAAGCUUUGUUGAGGAGUGUCAUUGUACAACUUGGAAUUGUUAAAUCACACUGGUAUUAACCAUCCAUUAUUUUAUUAAUAAUAAAGUGUAUGCAUUAAACAUUAUUUUUCUUAAAUUAUUCUGCAGUUGAAAUAUUAUACUUUUUAUUUCAGACAACUAUCAGGAUGUUACAAAGAUCCUUCAGGCUUUCAAUGGAAUGACAAAAAGCAUCAAUGGUAAACUUAAUAUGACAUUUUAUGAGCGAUAAAAUUUGUUCUAUUUUUUUUAGAAACUGCAAUGAAUGAUGGAUGAAAUGGAACAACUUAAUCAUCAACAGCAUCAAUGUCAAACUGUAUGAUAUACCCAUGUUGUGUGCCUAUUUUCAUACUUGUUAGUCCUGGACAAGUUUCUGUAUAUGUUUUUCACCUGUUUAUUAAAGACGUAAAUGUUUCAUGGGGUACAAAUGGCACUUGUCAAGGUCAUUGAAUCAGAGGUACGGUGUGUAUUGUGAUUUGUGACAAUUGAGUUUAGUGAAGUACGGUGAACUCUUUUCAUGUCAAGGACGAGUGCAUGGAUUUUUUGGUGAUAAAGGGAGACAACGAUUUUGAGCGUCAGAGUGAUCUAGAGAGAGAGAGUGAGCUAGACAGAGAGAGAUAGUAUUUUGGUUAGAUUGACUAUGGGGCUUUUGCCUGAGGAUAAUAUUUUUCUGCCAGAUGUAUCUAUGUUAGAGACCGACCGAAUUUCGGUUUCGGCGCCGAAAGUGGCCAUUUUAUCACUUUCGGCCAAGUUUCGGUUUUGGCAGAAACUGAAAAGUUAACUUUCGGCUUAAUUUCGGUUUCAGUCAAAAGAGAAAAGUUAACUUUCGGGUUUUUUUUGGUUUCGGCCGAAAUUGACUUCGACUUUCGGCCAUCCGGCCGAAAGUGACCGAGAUUUUCGGUCAUCUAAUGCUCAGCAAAAGCGAUAUUUAACAACAAAGUAAGUGACAUAUAAGAAAAAACUAAAUGAUCUUUAAGAACACAUUAAGCGAUCUUUAAGAACAAACUAAACCAUCUUUAAAAACAAAUAAAGUGAUCUUUAAGAACAAAUUAUUGGAUCUUUGAGAAAAAAACUAAAUGAUAUUUAACAACAAAAUAAAUGAUCUUUAAAACAAACUAAGUGAUCUUUAGAAACAAGCUAAGCAAUCUUUAAUAACAAACUAAACGAUCUUAAAGAACAAACUAAACAAUCUUUAAGAACGAACUAAAUGAUCUUUAAGAACAAAAACAAACGAUCUUUAAUAGUAAACUAAAUGAUUUAUAAGAAAAAACUAAGCAAUCUAUAACAGAAAACUAAAUGUUCUUUAGGAACAAACUAAAAGAUCUUUAAGAACAAACUAAAUGAUCCUAAAGAAAAAACUAUUGAUCUUAAAAAACAAAGUAAUCGAUCUUAAGGAACAAAAUCAAUUAUCUUUAAGAACAAACUAAGCGAUCUUUAUGAAAAAACUAAGCGAUCUUCAACAACAAAAUAAGCGAUCUUUAAGAACAAAUUAAAGAUCUUUAAUAACAAACAAAGCCAUUUUUAAGAACAAAAUCAAUGAUCCCUAAAAACUAACUAAGCAAUCUUUAUGAACAAACUAAACGAUCUUUAAGAACAAACUAACCGAUCAUUAACAAAAAACAAAGAGAUCUUUAACAACAAACCAGGCAAUCUUUAUGAACAAACUAACUGAUCUUUAAGAACAAAUAAAGCGAUUAUUAACAAAAAAAAUGAACAAUCUUUAAUAACAAACUAAGCAAUCUUUAAGAAUAAACUAAACCAUCUUUAACAACAAACAAAGGGAUCUUUAAGAACAAAUUAAGCGAUCUUUAAGAUUAAACUAAGUGAUCUUUUAGAACAAACUAAUUGAUCUUUUAGUACAAAGUAAGCGAUCUUUAUGAACAAACUCAAUGAUCUUUAAGAACAAACUAAAUGAUCUUUAAGAACAAACUAAGUGAUCUUUAAGAACAAACUAAGCAAUCUUUAAGAACAAACUAAACAAUGUUUAAAAACAAGAAAGAGGUAUUUAAGAACAAAUUAAGCGAUCUUUUAGAACCAUGAUCAAAACAACAAUUUUAAGAGACCCGGUUUAAAAAAUAAUUUUUGCCACCAAUGGGGGUGAGGGAGGUUGGUCCUGAACGAAAUAAUUACGUCACCAGUACGGAAAGACUAAUGUGUUGUUACUAGGUUAAAUAUUAAUACAUUGAUAUCUUGUAAGCUAUUAAUGAAAACACAAAGCAUUAGUAUUACGAAAAUAGCAAAACAUUGUGAUAUUUUUAUAGCCUUAAUAACAUAUUAUAUUUAGGUGGCAAUUGGCUCUAGUAGAGCCACAAUAAUUGUUGUAGGUAUAUUUUCUAGGUUGUAAUUAUAUUAUAAAAGCAAAGGCACUCAAGAGUCUAUUUGUCUAUUUUGUAUUAAUUCCCACCCACACUCCCCCUCCUUCCCCCCCUAAUUUUUGCCAAAUUUUAAAAAAAAUUGUAAAGCAAUUUAAAUUACUUUUAUAUUAAAAUGGUAAAAUCCAAAGUAUUCAUUAGAUCAAGGGUCUCAAAUCAUCAGUGGGGCAGCAGGAGGUAGUGUCUGAGUGAGACUGGGCUGCAUUAAGUAUUCCACAAAAAAGUGAUAACAACUGUUACAAUCUGUUCAACCUUUAUAAAUAACAAUAAAAACUUUAAAUGUACUCAAGAACUAGGAUUCACUUUCUUCCACCUACUCACUGUUGCCAGAGACCUGGCAACGCUUCUUUUUACACAGCUGAGCAACUUUGGCUUGAGUGAGGAAGCAACUAAGACUCUCAGUAUAGCUUGAAGAUCCUCAUCAGUAACUUUGGCCCUGAACUUUGACUUGUUAAAAUGCAUAGUUGAAAAGAGCUAUUCACACAGAUAGGUACUCCCAAAAAGUCAUAUGAUCCGCUUGAACAAGCUAAAAAUUUCAGGGAAGGUGGAGGGCAAUGCAAUAAAAUGUCCAUGAUUGUCUGUUUUUCUAUUCAGCUCCCCGCUCGGGGCAUCUUGCACAUUAAAAGAGAACGGGUCAGCAAAAAGCUGAAAAGUGGCUGUCUGUGUUUUGAAGUCUAAAAAAUUUAGAGACCCAGACUGGGUAAAAAGGCAUAAGAAGAAGAUUUAGAAAGUGACCAAGCUGACAGGCUCGGAAUUUACCUCACUUGUAAACACAAGCGGCAAUUUUAAUAUGGACCCUUUGAUAAUGUAUCAGAUUGCUACGAUUUACAAAAUUAUGGUUGUGCAUUACCCGCAAACUUACUUUAAAAUUUUUUUUCUCAAAGCCGCACUCUUUGCCAUGUUUGUCUCAUAAAAAGCUAUAAAAUAAAAACUUUUAUUCCGAUUUUAAAUCGAUUCUUACCAUUAUAAUCAUCAUACAAAAAUAUAUAGAAACAUUUUUAAAAAAUCAGAAUUAGACUAGUUGGUGAGAUUCGACUAAAACUGUCGAAUAGAUAUGAGAAUGGGGGAAACGCGCCCGCCAGCACAUUAACACUAAACUUUUCUGUCAUGUAGCUGGCCGCAAAAUAUCGUCUUGCCGGUCACAAAUGGCUCGUGGGCCAGUGAGUUUGAGAUCCUAUACUAGAUGUUUAUUUAUUAAUCUUCACGAUUAUCUCAUUUUUAUAAAAGAAUGUAAAUAUUUAUAUUUUCCCCCAUCAUUUUCUAUAUAUGCAGGAUGUAUGCGGGAACGAAUUUCAAAAUAUCUAAAUAUUUCAUUUUUGGUUUCGGCCGAAAGUCAUUUUUAACUUUCUGCCUCUUUUUCGGUUUCGGCCGAAAGUCAUUUUUAAACUUUUGGCCUAUUUUCGGCUUCGGCGGAAAUCAGAAAAUCACUAUGUGUUUUUGAAUCAUACUAGUCCGUGUUGUGACCAAAGAAGAUUUGCCAUCAGAUUUAUUAGACAUCUGAAUAUUUGCCAUCAUCAUAAGAUAUUAGACCAGGAGGAAUAUUGGACAGCACCCAUGAUCUAAACUUGCCUAAAGCUAUGUUUACAGUCAGACCUUCAUUGCAGUGAACAGCAACAAAACUUGAAAACCAUUUGUUCUUUUAAAAAGAAUUUUUUUUUUUUUAAAUUAUGUUUAGAGAUAAAUGUAAAAUGAUGGACAAAAACAAAUCCAGUUAUAAUAAAAAUGAAAUUAAAUAUUGCUCAUUGGGAUAUAGUAAAAAAAAAAAUAAUAAUAUUUUGGAUUUCUGUAAAGGGUUUGGUUGGUCUGUACAAGAUUUUGACUUCAGUGUGACAUUCAAACAACACUGCUGUAUAAAAUUAUGUAUUAUUAAAAAUCAAAGUAAAGGCUAAUUUAACCUGAAUCUCAUCAUUUUUUUUUCUUUACAAAGCAUUAAAUGAUAUUUUAUCUUGGAAAAAAAAACUAACGUGAUAUGCUAACAACUUAUUUCACACUAAAACAACUCAUAUAUACAAGCAUUGUGCAUAAUAACCAGUUGCUUAUUUUAAAAUAUUUUUUUUCACUCACUGACUAUUUAUUUUUCGACCUUUUUUUUUCUUUUCCAGAAUCUCGAGAUAAAAUUAGAAAAAUCAAAGAGGAUUUGAACUCGUGUAAGACCCUACUACAUUUCAAGCGUGAUGAACUCCGCAAAUUGUGGAAGGAUGGCGUGGAACAAAAAGCCAUCCUCUCUAUGUUGGAACAAGUGUGAGUUCAAAUCCAACCCUUCCAUAUUUUGAAACUUGUGUUAAACUAUUCAUAAAAUAUUAUUUAAACUGUUCUUCAUUGUUUUUGUUUUUGUUUUUCUCACCUAGGGAGCAAAUCAAAGAGGUGCAGGACAAAAUGAAAACCUACAUUGAUAACAAGCAUUAUCUGCAUGCCACUGACACUAUUGUCCAAGCAGGUCAGCAUGCUUUUCCUAAUUGGGGUCAUGAAUGUUAGUAAACUUCUUCACCACACCAUUUAAGGAUUAAGUUAAAGAUCAGGUGUGCCUGUGAGAAGCAGCAUCCAGAUCCAUUUAUUUUAUGGGAUUAUAUGAGAUGGAUUAUAUUAACGAUGCAAUUUGUUUACUAAAUAAAGAAGACCCCAAAAGACAAUUUAUUUUUCUCAGAGAUUUCUAUCCUUUGUACGGAAAACUUGUUACACACUAAUGUAAAUUUCACAACACACUAUCACCCACUAUUUAUUUUUUAAGUUGCCAUGCUGGAAGGCCCAUUGAGUGGAGUGGAUGCCUUGAGAGAAGUUAAAUUUGAUCUCAUCAACUUUAAAGAGGUGAGAACUGAAUUUUCUUUUUUAAACAAUCACCGUGUAAAAAAAAUCAUUGGUUGCAUGGAAAAAAUCCAUUUGUUUUGAAUCUGUUUUAUAUAUAAAUGAUAUUUGAAUUGAAAGUGCAUGAGAAACGCAGUAUCAAACCUAUAAUUUUUGCUACUAUCAGAGAAUGAAUGUUGCUGACAGGAAUGUAUAUCACUGACAAGGAAUGUAUGUUACUAACUAGGAAUGUAUGUUACUGACAAGGAAUGUAUGUUACUGACAAGGAAUGUAUGUUUCUGACUAGGAAUUUUUGUUACUAAAUAAACUUUAUUGCUAUCUGGGCUAUGCAACUUAUUUUAAUAAUACUUUUUUUAAACUAACAGAAGAUGCAUGAGACCCUGAUUCAAGAACUAAGUAAACAAAUAUACGAGAGGUCACUACCAACAUCAAGUCUCCAACGGGGCAGUCAGAUGAGACUGAGUCGCAAGGAUGCCAGUGUAUGGGGAUGGUCUGAUGGCUUGGACUCGCCAAGAAAAGUUCCAAGUGAGUUAUGGAUUAAUUCAUUCCAUGCCACCCAAGGAUUAUUUCAUAUCUUAAAUUUAUAUACAUUUUUAAAAAAUUUUAAACUAAUCAACGCAUCCAGUGGAAGGAUCCAAUGGAUAUUUAUUUUAUAUCCAAGAUUAAAUGCAGAAAAUUCUAUUUGCAUUCAUUGGUUUCCUUGAAUUUUCAUUUUCAGAGAUCGAGGGAAGUGAGACCCCAAGCAGCAAGGCUUACUAUGAAAUCAAGGAAGAUUUGAGCAGUGACCCACAAGAAAAUUUGAAUAAUUUCAUUGCCAUUUUGGCAGAGUCUCUCUUUGCACUUCGCAAGUUACCAGACGCUGUAGAGGUCAGUAGACGUGUUCAGUUUUUUUUUUUGUUAUCUUGUUCCACUUCGUAUUUCUUUUCUUUGCUUAAUGCCACAUUGACAUCCCCUGUUUAUAAAACAUAUUGAGUUAUAAAACAUUUCCAUAGCUUUCAUAGGCAAGACAACUCCUAACUUGACAGAGUAACAAAAGAAAUGAUGAAAUCUCUUUGAGAAUUUACAGGAAUUUAUCAAAUGUAUCAAAUUUUGAUUACAAUAAUAUAUUAAAUAUAAAUCAAAACUCAAAUUCUAGAAAUUCCCAAAAACGUAAAAACUGGAGAAUGUUUUUGUUUUUUUAAUUUCAAUAUUGAAUUUAGAUGUUUUAUGUGUUGUUGUUUUUUUGGUUCUUCCAGCGUCUGAAGCUCGGAAUGAAGGGAAGUCUAAACAAAUUGAUUAACACAGCCAGCCAGCAAAUAGCUGAAAGGUAAAAACUAUGGCACCUAGGUCAUUUGAGUAAAUAAGUAUAAGUGAAUAAUUAUAAAAAAAAUUAAGAUCUUUUUUUUCUAUAAUAGAUAAAACAUACUUUUGUUUGGUCAUUUUUUAAAAAGAUACUUUCUUCUACCUAAAAGACAACAAAUUUUAGCAAAUGUUUUAGUUGGUUAUAAUUGGGGGUUUUUUUAAUAAAUUUUUUGCUAACUGAUUUAAAAAUGAACCUUACAGCUCUGGUCAACAACUGGACUCCAUGGUCAAUCAUGUCCAACCAAAAUAUCUCAAUGAACUCCUCAAGCUGGUGUUCCAGCAGACACGGUGCGUGGCACAGACUCACCAGAUCUUUUUGGAUAAUGUGUUCAGGCUUACUGUGAGUUGCUGACUUUGUGUUGCCAGUGUAUUAAUUGAAUUAAUUGUUCAUUAAACACAACCUAAAGCAUAAUAUACUUUUAAAAUUUUUUAAUAUUAAUAUUUAUGAGAAUAAGCCCAAACUAUUCAUUCACUUAAAUGUCUCACAACCAAUGCUUUUAAAUGUUGUUCUUGUAGAAUUAUUUUCACAAUUUGAAUGUUGCAUUUUCACACACACAAAAAGGGAGAUUUAAUGUUAUCAAUUUACUCUGCUUUUUUUCAGUUAAAAUAUUUAUAAACUAUUCUAUUUUAAAUUGGCCUUCAAGUAAAGAUACAAAGUAAUAUUUAAAAAAAAUAAUAUUUAAUUUAUGUAUUAAAGAAAGUGAAUUAAUCAAUUAAUUUAACAGAUGGUUUUGUUUUGAGUAGCAGCAAGCAUGUUUCUUUCCUCUUUUAAUUGUUGCUUUUUUUUUCUUUUUUUUUUUUUUUAACAUUUUUUUUUUUGUUUUUUUUUUUUUUUUUUUUUUUUCUUUUUAAUUGUUCUUUUUUUUUUUUUUUUUUUUUUUUUUUUAACAAAUAACACUGUAAAACUUAUUAUUGCUUGUAAAAAUAUCAAUUAUGAAUUUGGCACAAAUUUAUUCAAAGAAAGCAAAUUACUUUACUCCUUUCCCCCUUUGCUUUUAGCACUCUGUAGGCACUGACAAUGAGGUAAAUGAACCAAAUGUGUUCUAUAAACAGUGUUGUGUGCAUACCUUUCAGCUCUUUGCUUCUAUGCCCUAAGUCUUCUGAAUUGACACAUUAAACACUCCCAAAUUAUUCUUCAUUCCUCAAGUAAUAAGUAAUUGCAUUAUGGCAAAAUAAAAGUAGUUUAACCAUCCAUAAUUUUUUAUUGCAAAGUACGCUGGCAAAAAUCUCACCCAUAUAAUUUUUAAUCUUCUGUAAAAUAAUCUUCCAUCACUGUAAAUUUACCUAUCCAAUAAAUUGGGUAGAGACUAUGGCGGUUGCACAAUUUAUUUUUUUAAAAGUAUCGAACUUUCAGCUAAGACUGGUCAAUUAAUUGUAAACAUUGUGAAUAUUCAUUGGUUGAGUCCUAAACUUUGUCUCUAAUUGUUUCUACAGUAAAGAAUACCCAAUGAUUUGAAGAUUAAAAGCAGUUUCAUGGUUUAAUAUUCAUGUGGCCUUCAGCUUUAUUAAAAAAAUGUCCUAAAAAAAUAUAUUAAAUUCAAUACAUUUUUUUUACAUAUCAUAGGACAUUUAGCAGAUAGACAUUUCAUAUGUAAAUUUCCUGGCUACUGAACAUUACUUGGCCAUGUAUUGGCUGUCAGCAGAUUUAAUUACCCUUACAUAUUCAUAUGCAUUUUUUAAUUCAUUUAGAUCAUUUUUCAGCCUUCUGUCCACUCCCAAAAAUCCUGUUGGCCAUGAAUUUUAAUAUUCUUAUUGCCAUUAGAGUUUUGGCCUUACUUUAAUAAUUACAAAUCUAAUGCUUCAUUGUUUAAAGAUCUUUAUUUUGUUGCACAUCUCUUACAACUUUGUUUUUGUUCAAUGUUCUGUUUUUCAGGCAUGAGAAGCUCUCAUUUAAAAAUACAUUAUGACAAAAUAAAAAUUAUGAUUGGCUGAACUGUCCACUUUGCCAUUAAAUGAUUUUAUUAUUGUUGUUUUCAUCUUUGCCUUUGAAACUCACAUUGAUGAUUUUACAACAUAGAUUGUUUACUUAUGCUGAAUGCUAUUCUUUACUGUUGUGCUGGUGACAAUUAUGUUGUAAUAUUUGUAAAACACUUGCCAGUUUUUAAUCUCACUGUCAUCAUUAUUUUUGCAAGAUUAAUUUACUGUAAAGAGAAUGAAAUGUAAAGGAAAGUAAAAAAAAAAAAAAGAAAGGUUUGUCAAGACAGUUAACAGUAAAAGAAAAGGUUAGGAUGUGUUAGUUCAAUUUUUUGGAUGUUACUUUUAAAACACUUGCCAGUUUUUAAACUCACUGUAAUCAUUAUUUUUGCAAAAUUAAUUUACAGUAAAGAGAAUGAAAAGUAAAGGAAAAUAAAAAAAAAAAAAAGAAAGGUUUGUCAAGACAGUUAACAGUAAAAGAAAAGGUUAGGAUGUGUUAGUUCAAUUUUUUGGAUGUUACUUUUAGCUCUUUUAGAUUACAUUCUGAAAACAUAUAGUUUUUUAAAAACUUACCAUUCAAAACGUGUGUGAAUAUUUAAGUUUGUUUCCCCAAUUUUACCCAAGUUACAUUUGUGUCACAUAGAGAUUUUAUUGACAUGAAACCAUCCUUUUCACAAUUUUAUCUUUGGCCAGCAUUAAUUUUUAGAUCCAUUAUAUUUCAAAUAUAUCUCACAUUUUUUACUAUGUAUAUUGAUGGUGCUAUUAAGAGCUUUGAUUGAUUUUAAAAAUGCAUCGGUGGAACUCUGGCCUCCAUUUCCUUUGGUGACUGCAUAUUUUAGUAAUGUUGUUUUAACUGCAGCCCAAACUGUGUUUUCUUUUUUUUCAAAUGAUUUUUUGUCCACUUCAUCAAACUCUCUCUUUUUAAAGGGUCAGUUGAACAUUCAAAAUAUAUUUUUCAAAUACAAGAAAAUUAUUUCUGAUUGGGGCCUUUUUAGUUGGAUUUAAUUGUUUCCUGUCUUUUUACAUAUUUAACUUUAUUUGUUUUCAUGCUUUUUAUUGUUUUUUUAAUUUACUUUUGUUUAUUACGACAGUUUCCAUUUUUUAAAUGAAUAAAUUGUGAUAGUAGAUGUAUUAAAUCAUAUAUAAAAAUACAUCUUAAAGGAAAUUUUAUACAGUCUGGAAUUCAUUAUGAAAUCAAUAUCAUCCAUUCAAAUGUUUUUAAGAGGACUUUUGUUCAAAGGUUUUAUAUAUUUAAGUAAAGCUUCAUAUAGUUCUAGUAUCACCUUUAAUGUCUUAGAGUUUGACACCUGUAGGCUUGUAUAAGAACUAAUGUGUUUUUAAUUAGGAGCUUUGAUACAAGAAAAUUGUGGCUUGAUAUCGACUAUCAGAUUCAUAUCAGAGUUUCCAAUAGUGCUUUGUAAUUUUGUUUAUUGACAAUUUAAAUAUGUUUGUUCAAUUUAAAAAUCUUUUUCCACCAGAGUUCUGGAAUGCCACUCCACAGUCAUAUGUUGUAUGACAUGAAAGAUGUAUGGUCAGAAAUACAAGCACGGGUGAGUCCACCAAACAACAUGUUAUGGGAGUGUGAUAAAGCUUGUAAACUAAGCCAUUGAGUUCUGACCUUCCAAUUCUGUGUGAUUAACAUAAACUAACCACUGCAGAAAUGUGCACAUCUUUCUUCGGUCAGUGUCUCGUCAGAAGUUGCCAACCCCUUAAAGAAACUGAUUUAAGCUGUUGAAGCCAUAAAGAGAAAUGCCAAGAAUUUGGCUAAGACAUAAAGUUAGUCCUGUUUACCCUUCACAACUUAUUUAAACUUCUAGUUUUUUUUAAUUGUUCAGCUCCAGAUCUUGUUGAGCCAGUACCUGGAUGUCAGCAACACCAUCUCGUCAAGACAACAAGCUCCAACUGGCUUUGAUGAGCCUAGCAUGGACAUCAGCCAGUAUUUUAGCAAAAGGAAACCCAUCAAAGGCAAGAAGGUAAUCAGAUCAAUAGUGAGCAACUGAAAAAUGAGUUUGUCUGUUGAUUAGGGAAAAAAUGCCAAUAAAAAUAUCAAUCACGUGCAAAGUUUGUGGACGAUGGUUAAAGUUUGUAAAGUGUUCUUCUGGUAAAGAAACCUUGUGCAGUCAACUUGUAAUUCCCCCCCCCCUUUUACCUCCCCCCUACACACUGACACAAAAAAAGGGGGGAAUGGGGGCCCCCAGUUAAAAAAUUUAGCUAUUGUGUACCAGUACAAAUAACUCGUUAACAAUUCAAAGUCGCAAAAUACGUAUUUUAUCUUGCCUCUCCAGAGUUGGUUGUAAAUGGAUUUUCAUAUAAAUUUUGCUCCUUUGUGAAUAAUACUAAGUCAUUACGAGGACAAAAAUAUAUUUGUGCCUUCUUCACUGGACAGGUUUCCUUGUUCAGGUUCGAUGCCUCACAGCAUGCCAUCAGUGUCAGCAGUGCACGACAGCAGAUCCAGCAAUAUGAGCAUGUGAGUAAAUGCCCUCUCCACCGUUAGUCUAUUACCAAAAGUGGCUUAGAUAGAUGAGGCAAGUGUAUGGUAAGGACUGGCUGCUAACUUCAUGGCAGAGUCAGGAUUAUGGCCAGUGAUUGGCACUCACCCUUGCUUUUUUGUAGAUUUUGUCAGCGCUAAAGCUACAGGGAAACGUUUUAUUAUUGCUGGAUUAAAAAAUGCCUUUAUUUUAAGAGACUUUUUUUUUUUUUUUUUUUUUUUUUUGUUUUUUUAAAAAUAGACUUUCUAAAAAAUGUAAAUAUUUGUACAGGAUGCCCUGGGUCUUUCUGACAAUUGGCACAUUAUCAAGGUUUGUAAGCCAGAAGCCUUCAACAUUACAGGUAAUUUAAACACAUCUUUGAGGACUUAAGUAUUUGAAAUUGAAAACUUUACCAUGGAGCCUCUGCACCUUAACUUUAUUUAUCAUAUUAACCAUGUUUGAUAGUGACCACUGAUAGUGACCACUGAUUAGUGACCAGUGAUUGUGACCACUGAUAGUGACCACUGAUAGUGACCACUGAUAGUGUCGACAUCUGGCUCUGAUUUAAGGGUCACCUGUGACACAAUAAACAGAAGCUAAUGAUAUUGGAAAUCAGAUUAAUAAAAUUAUGUUUGAUUAUGUUGACUUAUUUAUUAUCACUAGAUUUAAUAACAAAUUUUUAAAAUAUUUACAGCCAUAUACAAACCCUUGAAGUCAUUUAUUCUGGAAGUUGAGGAGAUAAUGCAAACUACCUCUGGGUUAGUGACUAUAUCAUUAUCUUCAGUAUGUUCAAAUAUUUGUAAACUAGAGUACGGGUAUCUACCACUUAGAAAAUGGUUUCUUUUUCUUAGGUGGUUGCUACUGGUUGUUCAGUUGUUUUCUCAGUUGUGGGGUUGAUCUUCAAUUUAGGCAUAUUUUUUUUUCCUUCUUAAAAUUUGUCUCUCAAUUUGUAGUAAUAGUAACAUUUUUUCUUAAGUCAUUAUUGAACUAAGCUGUCACAGCAUUUUCCAAGGGCAAGAAACUCUUUUUUUUUUAAAUCUAUUUUUGAAAGUCUCCCCAUUUUGGUUUGGUUAUAAUUUAAGUUUAAAUAUUUUGUGUUUCCUAAGAAAGGCAUUUUAGACAAAAAUUUUAUAAAAAUGAUUUUUACUUCUGUAAAUCUGAGCUAUACAUCACAAUACAUUUUGUCUUUUAACAUUUUUUAGCUUUACUUUGCACCAUAUUACUUAGCCUCUAAUAAGUAUUAUACUGUUACAUUUUAAUGCCUGUCUACAGACUUCAAGAAUUCAUCUCAGAAUUUGUCCAGAAUGCUUUUCUGGGUCAGGUUCAUGCUAAAGUCUCUGAGAAUAUUGAAGCUGCCACAAGAGGUGAGUUCUGCAGUGUGCAAACAUUUAGUUAACUUUUAAAGCCUUCAGGAACUCCCAUUACAAUUUUCGUACAUAGGAGAUGGUAUAAACAGUAGCCCCCCUGCCCCCACUUUUGCCCUUUCAAAGCCACAUUUCUUGUGAAGAUUUUGUUAAUCUAAUGAGUGACUUCAGUGUAACAUCACAGCUUCUCACUAAUUAUUUUUUUGUCUUUGUAGUAGCGUUAGUAUUAGCAACAUAUUUUGUAUUUAUUUACUUUCUAUUUAGUGCGCCUUUACAUGGCAGAUGAUUAUGCUAUGGAAAAUAUGAAUUCAAUGAAACAUUUAAAAAUUGAUGCCCGUCAUUUUAGGUAGCAAACCAGUUGUUUUUGUAACCCCAUGUCAUGUUUGUUACGUGAAAAAUUAAGUACAUUGAGUUCAGUUAGCACCAGAUGUACACACCACAUGAUGACUUUUGUACACGAAAAUGAAAACUUGUGCACACCACAAUGACAACUUGUGCACACGACAGUGACAAUUUGCACACACCACAUGAAUACUUACCUGAGUUUAACACUGAAGAAGAAAUGCGUGUUUAGUUGGUAACAUAUAUUCAGUUCGACACCCAUGGGCUGACAAUGUUAAGGUUAACUGUGGUUGGACUGCGUGAUGGUUCAAUGAAACUGAGUACAAUGAAGUUUGGUGAGACUUGACUAAAGGCAAAACAAUGAACUGAUCAGUUAAAAGCAGUCUAAAAUCUUGAUGUCUUUCAGUUAUCUAUAAAAUAAAUGUUAUUGCACUCACUAGAUCUUUGUAUUUCAGUUUUGCCACACCAUCUAUUUCAGUUUUGGCACCCCAUCUAUUUCAGUUUGACAAAACAAAUUUUGGUGCCUCCCAUAUUUUAUUUUAAAAAAUAUAGGAAUAUAAAUAUUAAAUAUUGAAACCCUUGUUAAGUGAGUAUCCUAUGUUAAGACUGUUCCCAACUUGUUAAGUGAGUAUCCUAUGUUAAGACUAUUCUAACUUGUUAAGUGAGUAUCCUAAUGUUAAGACUGUUCCAACUUGUUAAGUGAAUAUCCCAUGUUAAGACUGUUCCCAACUUGUUAAGUGAGUAUCCCAUGUUAAGACUAUUCUAACUUGUUAAGUGAAUAUCUUAUGUUAAGAGUGUUCCAACUUGUUAAGUAAAUAUCCCAUGUUAAUACUGUUUCCAACUUGUUAAGUGAGUAUCCCAUGUUAAGACGGUCCCAACUUGUUAAGUGAGUAUCCCAUGUUAAGACUAUUCUAACUUGUUAAGUGAGUAUCCCAUGUUAAGACUGUUUCCAAAUUGUUAAGUGAGUAUCCCAUGUUAAGACUGUUCCCAAAUUGUUAAGUGAGUAUCCCAUGUUAAGAGUGAUCCCAACUUGUUAAGUGAGUAUCCCAUGUUAAGACUAUUCUAACUUGUUAAAUGAGUAUCCUAUGUUAAGACUGUUCCAACUUGUUAAGUGAGUAUCCCAUGUUAAGACUGUUCCCAACUUGUUAAGUGAGUAUCCCAUGUUAAGACUGUUCCCAACUUGUUAAGUGAGUAUCCCAUGUUAAGACUGUUCCAACUUGUUAAGUGAGGUUCCCAUGUUAAGACUGUUUCCCCUUGUUAAGUGAGUAUCCCUUGUUAAGACUGUUCCCAACUUGUUAAGUGAGUAUCCCAUGUUAAGACUGUUCCCAACUUGUUAAGUGAGUAUCCCAUGUUAAGACUGUUCCCAACUUGUUAAGUGAGUAUCCUAUGUUAAGACUGGUCCCAACUUGCUGUUAAGUGAGUGUCCCAUGCUAAGACUGAUCCCAACUUGUUAAGUGAGUAUCCCAUGUUAAGACUGAUCCCAACUUGUGUGUCACAGUGCAAGAAGAUGCUGAAAGUCAUCCAUGUAAGUGCCAACCUCUAGGGUAGCUCCACUCAUGAACUUUAUGUUCAAACAGCUUUCCAUCAGCUAUGCUAAGUUCAUCAAAGUUAAUUCUAUUUUCAAAUGUCUAACACUGAGAAGAAUAAUUCAGAGUUGUUAUAGGUGGAUUCCAAAAACGGCUUUAAAUGUGUUCAUGCUAAAAGUUAUGUUUUCUAAAUACUAGCGAGUUGCUUAAUCUUUUUUAGGAUUUCACAUUUAGUUAUUACAACUGUCAAAAACAACACAGGCCGCCCUUAUCCAUAAACUAGCUGUGUUAAGAGUUUCUGUUGUUUAAAAAAAAUACCUUGCUAAAACCAUGCUAAAAACCUUCAUCCGAGUUAGUAAAAGAAAUAAUUUCUAGCUGAUGUUAAGCUAAAGAAUUCCCUGUCUGGGCGUGAUGAGUUGGUGCAUUACUUGAUUGUCUCCUCACUAACAGAUCACAGAGUCAAUUAAUUUGCAUUUUCGUGUGGUUGUUUGUUGGUUUUUUUUGACAAAUGAGUUUAGCAUUCUUUUAACACAGACAUUGAUUGCAUCAUUAGCCUGGAAUUUAACAGGCAAACAAACAAUUGAUAAUAACAAACUAAACCAUUGGGACAGACAAGCAGAGGUGGAACUGACUGACCAGUCAGAACUGCAUACAGCUUACGUGGUCUUUAUAAAAGGACUGUCGUUGUCUGUGAAAAAAUUGUGGGGGCGGUGUGUGUUUAUAUUAUCCUAAUUGUAUCUUUCUAAUUGUUCCUGAUCAGGAUCUGUUGUGUUAACAAGCACGUUUAGCUACAGGCAGUCCUUACUCAGUUUCACUGUUCAAAUAGUUGUUUUAUAUAAAGGAUGGCAAAAUUUUUAGUUUUUUCAUUCCCUGUUGUGCACUCAGUGGAAGAAGAAGAAGAUGGCCACAAGUGUAAGUCUCAGUGUCUUUCUUUGUUCAGGAUCUGUUUGUUGUUCACAUUCAUAGGAAGAAACAAAAAAAUAAAGCAAAAGUGGUAUAAUAUUUUUUGUUAAAAAGUAAAUGAAGGCAGCCAUCUUUUAUUGAAAAUAUGUAUUUUCGUCAUGUUAAAUCCUUGGAUUUAUAAGAUUAUAGCCCCCCCCCCCACCACACACCUUUUUUUUCCUUCCCCCCUGGCUCUAUGAGUCAAACUGCACAGUUGGUUGAUCCUAAAGAAUAAAUUGUUCAUACAGUGUUAUAAUAGUUUUGUUAUAGUUGUUACUUCUGCCUUUUUCAUCCACAUAUUUGUGUUGCAGUUUAUUUGUACAAUGAUUUUGAUGUUGCAACAAUUUUGUGAAAUUUGGUUUCUCCGAUCAUUAUUAAAAGCUAAAUAAAGUAAGGGCUAAAAACUCCAAUGGACCUUUCUUCACAAACCUACCUUAAAAAGUAAAAAAAAAAAAUAAUGAUAAUUGAAUGUAAUACCUUUUAUUUCAGUUUUAAAAUGAAUAACAAUGUGAGCACUUGUUGCAUUUGUUUUUAAGUAGAUUCCUUCAUAAAAUGGAAUUGGCUAAAAAAAAAAAAAAAAAAAAAAAUUUAAAAAAAAAAAAUAAUGAUAAUUGAAUGUAAUAUCUUUUAUUUUAGUUUUAAAAUGAAUAACAAUGUGAGCACUUGUUGCAUUUGUUUUUAAGUAGAUUCCUUCAUAAAAUGGAAUUGGCUAAAAAAAAAAAAAAAAAGAAGCAUUUAUGACAGUUUAGAAAACAGGUUACAAAAAGAAUGUGUAUACUUCCGAUGGAGUUUUGUUUUUAGUUGAGGAUGCUGGCGUCAUAGAGCCUAAGAAAUGAGAUUAUUACCAACGGACUGCAUUUACCAAAAUAGUUAGUUGAAAUGUAUGUAUUUUAAUACAAGAAUUCACCUGAAAAUGUGUCACCAACAGCCUCCCAAAUGGGAUAUCUAUACUUGUUGCUUGAAGCAUACAAUUGUGUUUCUGUUGUUUUUACUAUUAUUUUUAAAAACAUGUCAUAGAAAAGUGUAGUUGUUUUGUUUUUUUUUUGUUGUUUUUUUUUUAAAUUAUGGUUCAGCGCUUAUUUGCUGUUUUUUCCCCCCAUCAAUAGAAUUAAGAAUAUUUUAAAUCUAACACAGCAAACUUUUAGAAAAGAUUCAUAUUUUGUUGUAUGGUAAUAAUUCUGGUUUUUAUCUGUUAUGCCCAUAAAACCCUUUGCAUAAAAUUGAGAGUUUUUUCUAUUAAUGUAACUUUAAAGAUGUUAUAAUGAGCACAAGUAAUCAGCAUGCAUAGUAUUGAUUUAGGUGGGCAUGGCCACUGGCAAGCUGGGGCAACUUCUACAACACAAUGGGGGCAACAUGUCCAACACAUUAGAGGCAACAUGCCCAACACAUUAGAGGCAACAUGUCCAACACAUUAGAGGCAACAUGUCCAACACAUUAGAGGCAACAUGUCCAACACAUUAGGGGCAACAUGUCCAACACAUUAAGGCCAACAUGUUCAACACAUUAGAGGCAACAUGUCCAACACAUUAGAGGCAACAUGUCCAACACAUUAAGGCCAACAUGUUCAACACAUUAGAGGCAACAUGUCCAACACAUUAAGGCCAACAUGUUCAACACAUUAGAGGCAACAUGUCCAACAUAUUAGAGGCAACAUGUCCAACACAUUAGAGGCAACAUGUCCAACACAUUAAGGCCAACAUGUUCAACACAUUAGAGGCAACAUGUCCAACAUAUUAGAGGCAACAUGUCCAACACAUUAAGGCCAACAUGUCCAACACAUUAGAGGCAACAUGUUCAACACAUUAGAGGCAACAUGCCCAACACAUUAGAGGCAACAUGUCCAACACAUUAGAGGCAACAUGUCCAACACAUUAGAGGCAACAUGUCCAACACAUUAGAGGCAACAUGUCCAACACAUUAGAGGCAACAUGUCCAACACAUUAGAGGCAACAUGUCCAACACAUUAGAGGCAACAUGUCCAACACAUUAGAGGCAACAUGUCCAACACAUUAGAGGCAACAUGUCCAACACAUUAGAGGCAACAUGCCCAACACAUUAGAGGCAACAUGCCCAACACAUUAGAGGGAACAUGUCCAACACAUUAGAGGCAACAUUCCCAACACAUUAGAGGCAACAUGUCCAACACAUAGGGGCAACAUCUUCAACAUAUGAGGUGCAACAUCUCAAACCAAAUUGGGGUGACAAUAUCUCUUACUCAUUAGGAACAAGAGACCACUAUUUACAACACUCAGGGCACCACAGUCUCCAAACACUGGAGGGGUUUUAUGUCCAAACCUGGACGUUAGAUUCUGACUCUUUGUUGUUCUGUUGACUGACUCAACGGGGAAACAAAACUAAUCACCAAUCAAUGCACUUUGGAGCAUCCUUUCUGAUUUUAAAGAUAUUUUUUUUUCCCAAUGACUUCCAUGGGCGGUAGUGGACAUUGUGUCACCCAGCUUGCUAUGCACUUUCUAUGAUUGAUCUAGUAAAUGUCAGUUGCAUUGUUUCUGUCAUGCUCAGUGUCACCUCAUUGUUUUAAUACGACGUGAUAACAAAUUAAGUUUCAUAGUUAUUCAUAAAGAGUUCACUCUCUUCGAAGUUCAAUGAAAUUGGUUUAUUUUAUUGCGUUGAGGGCUUUGUUUGACCAGAGUUGAACUAAAAAGUAAUUUAUUAUUAAAGAAAAGAAGACGGCAGUGAUGGAAAUAUUAAAACGCCAAGUUCUUGAAUGUGAUACAAAUAGUGUCUUUGAUCUUGUGUUAAAGCUAUAUCAGAGGUACUGAUGGUUUAAAACUAAAAUAGCUGGUAUAUAAAAAAUGAUAUUUAAAUGAUAAGACUUUAUGUAAUUGUGUGUAUUUUUAUUGCUAUUUUUUUUAAAUACUUGCUUGCAGGUUUUGAUGCUCUUCGAAAUGUUAUAGAUGAAAAAACAAGGCGAGAGCUAGGGGUGCCUCGGCCGCUACUGCAGGUAAUUGUUGAGGGAGAGUUUUGGAAAUAACUGAAAUUGUCGACUUCACGAAUUCCUUUGUAAAGCUUUGUGAUAGAAAGUAACUUUUUUUACUAUAACCUUCCGCUUUCAUCACCUAGCCAACUAGGGAUGUUGUUUUUUCUACUAUAACCUUCCACUUUCAUCACCUACCCAACUAGGGAUGUUAUUGCAAAAAAGUCAGACAUUAGAGAAGAUGUAGGCUGUUAAUCAGAACCAUAAUACUUUAAUUUGGGUCUAAUGAAUGGGGUUUGGCUCCGAAACCUUCUGACUACACUAAAAAUAAAUAAAUGAAGGGACUGCUUUCAAGCUAUGUAAAUGAAUGAAAUAGUGAAACGAGGUAUGUGGAAGCUUGAAAUAAGGUAACAGGACAAAAAACAAGGACGUUUCGGCAUAAAGCCUACUGUGUUCUUUUCUUUGUUAUAUUUUCAUUUCUAUUGUUGGCUGAGGAAGGCUUUAUGCCGAAACGUCCUUGUUUUUUGUCCCGUUACCUUAUUUCAAGCUUCCACAUACCUCGUUUCACUAUUUCAUUGACUACACUAAGCCUGUUAAUGUUAGUUAAUACAAACAGGGAUUAGGAGCAGGCUUUUCUUUUCGGCAGAAAAAGUAAAGUUCAAAUUAUUAAAUUUUUUAAAAUUUUUAAAUUUAAAAAAAAAAUUCUGGAGCUCGGAGCAGUAAGAAAAUUUACCAGCUCCAAUCUAGCUCCAGCUCCAAGCGCCACUGAAAAUCCCUAGAUUCAAAGCUUUUAUAUAAAGAUCAUCUUCCUUGUUUAGACUGUCUGUCAAGAUUUAGUUGAUUUUCCUUAAUAUGUCAUAUUAUUUUGAUAGGGAGAUGACCAUGGACUGAUAAAAUAUUCAGAGAAUCCUGACACCGUCCUUUAGCAUCUUUAAUUAAUCUCUUAGAUGCUACUGGCACUGUCAUUUCUGUAACUUAAUUUCUUGAGCAAAUUUUUAACUCUAGACUGUAUUUUUGCUAGACUUUAUAUUUGCAUGACCUGUAUCUUUAAGCUGACACAACAUAUCAAAAUAUAAAAUAGUUAAGGCUACUCUACUCCACAACAAGAGCUGUGUUUUAUGACCUUUUUAUACAUCCCCAGAGCACAGUCACUGUAGACAGCAGCAUACAAGAACUCCAGGACCUGAUGCAUGACCUCCCAGACUACGCUGACCAGUUCCUCAACAUGAUAUGCAAUGUACUCAGGGACUACAGAGAGAAAUGUCAUUCUGCAUACAGAGGUAAAUCCCAAUGGCAUUUCUGCAGGUGCAUUUAUUGUUCCUUGCAAGUUAAUUAGAGAAGGAAAACUACCGUAACUGAAUUAUUUUCAGAUUUAUGUAUUUUAUUACAAUAAUGGCGAGUAAUGUUUUGAAAUAUAGAGGGGAUGUGGUCCUGCACAAAAUGCAAGAACCCCUGUGUUGGCUUAUGUUGUUAAGGAUUACUGUGUCCAGAUAAAAUGUCAUCAUUUUUUUCAAGUUGUCGGCAGUUAAUUGGGUUUUAUUUUUAUUUUCCUUGUCUAUCUUUAAUCUCUCCAGAUAUUGUCCAACAUGGCUCCGAUGAGAAAAGGAUCAUCAGUGCCACUUGGGCAAAGGAUGAUGACAUCAGUCGAUUUCUCAGGUAAAAAUCAUAAAUAUAAAUAACAUAAACAUAACUAACUUCCAGAAUUAUCACUUUGAGGAGAAUUUCAAAAAGUGGGUUUUGUCAGACUGUUAAAAAAUGGGUUUUGUCUCACUGUUAAAAGUGGGUUUUGUCACACUGUUUUAUUGGGUUUUGUCGCACUGUUUUAGUUGGCUUUGUCACACUGUUUUAGUGGGUUUUGUCACACUGUUUUAGUGGGUUUUGUCACACUGUUUUAGUGGGUUUUGUCACACUGUUUUAGUGGGUUUUGUCACACUGUUUUAGUGGGUUUUUUUCACACUGUUUUAGUGGGUUUUGUCACACUGUUUUAGUGGGUUUUUUCACACUGUUUUAGUGGGUUUUGUCACACUGUUUUAGUGGGUUUUGUCACACUGUUUUAGUGGGUUUUGUCACACUGUUUUAGUGGGUUUUGUCACACUGUUGAAAAGUAGCUAAAUAAAGGACAUGAGUUAAAAUGGAGCAAAUUAAUGCAUCUUCCAUUAUGCAUCUUCAAUUGUCAUCUGCAGAGGGCAGUAUAUACUAUAGGCCAGUAUAAGUUCUUUCAGUUCAAGAAUAAUGUUAACUAUAAAAACUAGCAUUCGGUAGACAAGUUUCAACAUUAGUUCUGCUAUUUGCUGGAUUUUUAACUAAAGGACAAAGUUUUGUAUUUGAAGCAUUGAGUAAAGCAGAUCUUUUUAAUUUCAAAGUUAUAUUCACCACUUGUGUGGAUUGGCUAUGGGGUAGCCCUCCCACCAUAUUUGAUGAGCACUAGGGUAGCCCUCACACCUUGUUGGAUGUGCAAUAGGGUAGCCUUCACACCUUAUUGGAUGUGCAAUAGGGUAGCCCUCACACCUUAUUGGAUGUGCAAUAGGGUAGCCCUCACACCUUAUUGGAUGGGCACUAGGUUAGCCCUCCCACCUUAUUGGAUGUGCAAUAGGGUAGCCCUCACACCUUAUUGGAUAUGCAAUAGGGUAGCCCUCCCACCUUAUUGGAUGUGCAAUAGGGUAGCCCUCACACCUCAUUGGAUGGGCACUAGGGUAGCCCUCCCACCUUAUUGGAUGUGCAAUAGGGUAGCCCUCACACCUCAUUGGAUUGGCACUAGGGUAGCCCUCCCACCUUAUUGGAUGUGCAAUAGGGUAGCCCUCCCACCAUGUUGGAUGUGCAAUAGGGUAGCCCUCACACCUUAUUGGAUGUGCAAUAGGGUAGCCUUCACACCUUAUUGGAUGGGCACUAGGGUAGCCCUUACACCUUAUUGGAUGUGCAAUAGGGUAGCCAUCACACCUUAUUGGAUGUGCAAUAGGGUAGCCCUCCCACCUAAUUGGAUGGGCACUAGAGUAGCCCUCACACCUUAUUGGAUGUGCAAUGGGGUAGCCCUCCCAUCAUAUUGGAUGGGCACUAGGGCAGCCCUACCACUGCAUUGGUUAGGCAAUAGGGUUGCAUACCAACAUUAUUAAUGAGUGACAAUUUUCUCUAAUUCUAGGACUUUCAUGUUACUGAAGAUUUAUUUGGAUUUCUUUGAGUUGAAGGUACUUUCUCCCUCAGGUCAUUACCAAGCUGGCGAAGUCUGCAACCCAGGAAGGAACUGGACAGAACAAUCUGCUCUGAAGAAGAAAUAGAGGCACUUAACUCCAAAGAGUCUGGCAUCCUCAUCAGUAAUCUGUCAGGCGAUGAGGCCAUCAUCCCACAGCAGGAAAUCAUCACUGAUGUCACCCAGAUGAGAACAGUUGCCAAUGUGCAUGAAAGUCUGGUAAAUCUUGAUUUUAGAUUCACUUAUAUUACAUCCUCUCAUAUGUUUAAAUUAUAAACUGCACAUCAGUUUACAUACAAUUAUGCUCAUUUCUAUUUCAUUUAUAUAAGGCAUAAUAAAAAGAUUAUAAUAAUAAAAAUUCAAUGAAAUUGCAAUGCAAAUGGCACAAAAAAUAAUUUGUGUUAGUCAUUGUAAAAUACACGAUAUAAAAACUACAUCCAAUUCUAAUAAAAGCAUUUAAGCAUGAAUUUAUCCUGACAGGGGAAAAGACAGUCUUUAAAUAACUCGUUUGUUACUUCAACUCUUUUAAACCGCACUGCCUCGGAAAAUAAAAUAAUUCAUGUCUGCCUAGCAGACAGGGGAGCAUUUACUCUAAUUUUCUUAAUUAAAUUUAAUUCCAUUUUGAAUAUUUUUGUGACAUUGGAAUUUAAAGAAGGUUGAAAAGAGAAAUUACCUUGUACCAUUCCUUAAGUUUUAGGAUGGCCCAGACUAAGAAAAAAAAAUCCUACCUUUUAAAAUUAAAUUUUCUUCAGGAAUGGUUUGCUGAUCGCCUUGAUCAGUUUGCUGCCAGUUUAACUCCACAGAACAACUUAAAUCCAGUUCAGGAAGAGUUGCCCACUGUAAGUUGACUUUUUAAAAAAAAAAUUUGGUUGAAAUUUUAAAAAUUGUGCUAAAACUUUUGUUUUGUGCUGGCCCAUUGAUGAGGAAAGAAUUUUACUAGUUUUACUAUAAUUGUUGUGAUUUUUCUGGUUGACGCAUUUCAAUUUCUUUUCUGGUUUGUUCUACAUUUUCCAUUUUUGACUCCUCUCCGCAGUCACAUGUAUUUUAUUUAUUUUUUACAAUUAUAAUUAUAAUGGAAACUGCACACCAACUGUAUUGGCUUGUUGUUUUAGGCUUUCCUUAUACCCUGCGUUUUUUAUUUUCUUGCUGUUACGUUAAGUUGUUUUGAACUGAAAAUGUUCUUAUCUUAAUUUCAGGAGUUGCCUCCCAUUUCAGAAAAGACACUGCUGUAAGUUUUGAUUUACUUUCUAAUGUUUUUAUUUCUGUUUGAUGACUUAAUACCAUCUCAGGGAACUUAACAAACAAGUUGUAGUUUUUACUUUUUAGAUUAGCAAAAUGAGUAAGUUCCUGUUUUUGUUUUUGCCUUCAGCAUUUGCACUUAUUAUUUUGAAUAAUUUUAUGUGGGUUAUGGUGUAUAAUUUUCACAAUAAUUUUUUUUUAAAAUACAAUCUAUCAUUAUUUGUGUUGUUCAACACAUUGAGAAGGCAAUGAACUAACAAAGAUUAAACUUGUUUUUAAAAAAACAUCUUUUGUGUAUGUAACUGUAUACAAUGGGAAAAACUAGUUUGUAGCUAUCAUUACUUAUUAAAUAGCUAUCAUACACCAUACCAAUGAACUGUCCAUUUUUGUUUAUUUUGUAAAGCUGAUAUAGGAUACUCACACCAUUACAGCAGUCAGUACACUAUAUUUUACCAUUUUAACUACAAUUACACGUGUAUUACUUCAUUACACUUGUAAUAUUUCCAUUAUGGCAAUUACAGUUUGGUUUUCUCUGGAACUGUCUUUUUAGUUCAGUAUUUCUAAUUCUGUUGAUUUUAGAUCCCUCAAGCAGCUAGUGAAAGAUUUUAAAGAUUUGGCUGAGAUUUGUCUUCUUUUGCUUCACCUUGAGGUCAGGAUUCACUGCUUCUAUUAUCUGCUCCCCGUCACCAGACAGGUAGGAAACACAUGUGCUUGUUCUGUUUGGUCAUCUUUAUAUCCCUUAUUUUUUCAGUUAUGGGGGUAUUUGUUUUUAUCACUCAGCUUUAACUUUAAGCAAGUGCAGGCAUUUUCAUUGAAAAGCAUUUAAAUUUCGCUUAAUUAAUGCUUCUAUAAUCACAUACCUUUAAAAGUAAUUUUUAAAAAUUUUUUUGCGGGAUAAAUGCCUCAAUUUAAUUUUUUUAUCAAAUGGAUUUUGCUUUAUUUAUAAAUUUGAAAGGAAAGGAAAUUUUGUUUUCAAACAUAAAUUUUAUGAUUAGAAAUAAAUUUGCUCAUUUUUAUUUAUGUACAAAGCUUUUAGAUUUAUUUCCUCAAAUUAAAAAACUAUUUAACAUUUUCUCACACUGAGGUCUGUCUUUCAGAUGAAUCAAAAAGCAUUCCUAUUCACCUAUUGUAACCCAAAAUACAAAACUUAAGUUAAACGUAUGCUCGGUGAACAAUUAUAAACUAACUCUCCUUAUUCGCCUUGUCACAAAUUUUAACCCGUACUCUUCUUUCAGUCCAACUAUGCUGGGCCUAUAGAUGACCUUGACCCAGACUCCAAUGUCCUAAAGCUAAACAAGGAUCUCAGCAGCACGGAGGAGAUGAUGACCCAAAGCUUACAACCCAAGAAAUUCAAGUAAAUCUAAAAUGUGGUUUAACCCUCCUUCCAUAUAGUUUGUUUUUUUUAUAUUACAGUAAAAACCUAAACAUAUGUCCUUUGGGUGAACCAUAUCAAUUUCAUUUUAUACAAAUUGAAGUUAAAUAAUCUGCUAGAGAAAUCAACAGUGUAAGGUAAAUCGAUUUUGUAGAUUAUGUUAUUCAUUGUUUCUAUAGAAUAGUAGUUACUAUCCUAGUGUCUCAUUUUUAUUUUACUUAGUUUACAUGUUUUAAUAAUUUUAAAGCGCUUAGAGCUUUAUGAUAAGCGCUAUAUAAAAAUGCCUAAAUAAAUAAAUAAAUAAACUGCAAUAUUAUUUUUUUGAAACAUAUGUGAACUAGAGUUUUAUUUUUAUAUUGACGGAUAGAUAUUUCAAAGUUUGGGUUCCCUGGUCACUUUAGCACAACGUAUUUGGGAACUGCAAUAUUUUAUUUGGAAUGUUUGUAAACUAAAGAUGUAUUUUUAUAUUGACAGAUAUAUUUUUGAAAGUUUGGGUUACUUAGUGGCGGCCAUCCUCAUCAACAACAUCCAAUACCUCAACAAGAUCAAUGAGAAUGGGAUCAAAAAGAUGUAGGUUGCUUUUAAUCAUUAUGUGUCAAACUUUUUCUAGUCUUGAUGUAGAUUUGUGUGAUGUAAUUUCCAUAUAUUUAUCAGCUUGGUGUCAUCUGAUUGGGUGACAUGUCUUAACUAAAAAGUGGGUAGAGUUCCUCAAAGUAACAAAUCACAAUUCCUUUAUCUUUGAUGUCAGUGGAGGAUCAGUUUUAAAAGAAAUCAUGAAACAGAAAGUUGUUAUCAUUUGUUUUAAUUAUAUUUCAGUUUUCAUAAUAUACUAAUCAAGUUAUUUAAUAUAUCUCACAGGUGUCGUAAUAUACUUGCCAUUCAGCAGAACCUAACUAAUAUAACUCUAACAAGGGAAUCAGAUUUGGACAGAGCCAAACAGUUCUAUGAAUUGUUAUACCUGAGUCCAGAUGUAAGUGUUUGAUUCAAGAACAGCUCAGUUUGGUUCAGGGAUCUUUUGUCUGUUCACAAAUUGUGGCAUAAAAAAAUUGGCAUCUUAAAAGAUGACAAAAUUAGAACUAUUGAUCUUAUUUUAAACUAAUGACCUUGGCUUAAUCUACCACCUAACAUGAGAAAGGAAGCAGGCGUGGAAAGUCUGCCAUCUUCUUCUUUACUAGAAGAGGGGUUUUGAGGGUUGGUUGUUUUUUAAAUUGACACACUUGCAAUGGAUUUCUUUAUAGUAAUUAUUGGUUCAUUUCAUUGGGUAGUCUACUUGUUACAUGAACAGCAGGUUGUAAGUUGUUUUGUUGUUGUUUUUUUUUUGGGGGGGGGGGGGUUAUGGUCAGACUUUGAGAUCUUCUUUAAAAUAAAAGCUAAUCCAAUUUUAAAUAUUUGUUUUUACAAUUUUUUUUUAUAAUAUAAGUCACGUUAUAAGUUAUAACCGCAUAAGACUUUUUUCAUUGAAUAUUUGACAAAAAUACUGAUUAGUGAUUAAAAGAUUUCCUUAUAUCGUGGUAUUUUAUGUUGUAAUUUAUCCAUGUUGUUUAGGAGAUGCUGAACUCUAUAGCAGAGAAAGGUCCUCAGUUCACCAUGAAUGAUUACAAGGAGCUGAUGCAGCUUUACCACCGCAGCUUUGCUGGGAACUCAGUGAAUGUACAGGACGCCCGCAUGCAGAGACUUCAUAGCGUCAUGGAGAAGGGACAAAAUGAAACAGUUUAAUGAUAUUAUCGUUUGUUGGAACAGGCUGUGAUAGGAUUGUGGAUAAAAUGUACUUUGAAUAACUGGAAUGAGUCUAUAUUAUUAACAAUUUUAGCUCAAUUUAGGUUUGAAUUUUUUCACCUUCUGUCCAUUGUCUCAAAUUAAAAAUUGAAGCAAGCUCUGAGAAGCCGAAAAAAAAAUAUUUCAGAUUAAGAAAAUUGAACCUCUGUUUAUAUUAUAAAGAUGAAAUUAUCUUUUUCGAUAAAUUAUUUAACCAAACUCUGUAGCUGCUUUAAGUGGUUCAAGAUGUUGUACAUGUAGUUCAAGUUUUUUUAUCUGGUUAUACUGGCAAAUACUUUUCUUGUGAUCUACUGCACAAUAUACCUUUAAAAGAGUAUUUUUUUUAAACUUAAAGAUCUAAAACAAGAAUUUUAAUAUAAAAGGAUUUUUUUUUGUUUUGUUAGAAAUGUGCGCAAGUCCAGACUUUUUUUUUUAAUGCCAACAUUUGCGGAGUGUUUAUGGUUGAUACAUGUUUUUGAACUCUCAGAGAUCAGCAAGUCUGAAUAGAAAAAUUAAAUAACUUGUGUGUAACCUUAGCCUCUGAAGCUAAUGUUUGUUUGUUGUUGCUGCUUUUAUGUAUUACUUUAUGCUUGAGCCACUGUAACUGUUUACCUUAAUAUAAACCUUAUAAUAAAUUACAAUAUAUCUUUACCCUCAAGAUGCCAAAAUUUUAAUAAGAGGAAUACAUGGAAGACUGCGUUGAGGUUAUAACAGAAGAAAUAUACAAAGGGUAGAAGAAAACCUGAAGGACAAUACAAGAAAGUGUACCUUUCUGCCAAAAAUCCUUCGACAGCAAAAAUAGUUAAAGACAGCGACAAACACUCUUAAUGUGUUGUAUAUCUAUGUAGUUAACAGGAAAUGGUAGACAUUAUUUUUUUAAAAUUUUUGUGCCAGUACAUACUAGUUAAUUACUUUUACAGACCACAACCAUAUUUUUUUUCCAAAGAUGGACAUUGCAAUUGCUAAUUAUUGGACCAGUAGAGCUAUUUAUUUGUUUUGCACUGAGCCAAGAGAUAAGAAUUAUAGACAAAAUAUUUCUAAUUUGUUCAUUUCUUGGGAUGAUGUAAAAUAGCUGUAACUGGCUGUGAGUUACAUAAGUCUAAGAUUUUUUUUAGGAUUACGUUACAUUGACGAUCAUUCCCAUUGGCAAUUAAGAUAUUAUUGCAAUGGUUGAAUUCCAGAAAAAUUACCCCAAAAAAUUGAAGUGAAAUGUCAUCACCAAACUGUUUGUGGACAAGAAAUGUCCUGUCUGGCCAAUCUUUUCAGGUUAUUUUUCAAGUUAAGCUUUUGCCAGCAGCAGUGGUGCUUAACAUACAGCACUAAAUUAUCAUGUACUUGUUCUAAAGCUAAAUGUUAUUAGAUGUUAAAUCUUUUAUUAUGUACAUUACAUUUUUGAACUUUUAAUGGAAAAAAAAACACAACAAGAUGAGAAAAAUAUGAAUUAUGUGGACAUGUCAUUUAGCCUACCCAUUUAUUUUGAAACGUAUAGAAGGAUGAGUCAUGUUUACAUGUGUAUAAUUUUGAUGAUGUGUGUAAAUAUCAUGAGUCUGGCAUGUCAAUGACUCCUGUUUAAUCUCAGACAAAUACUCUUUGUUGUUACUGAUCACUUUGGAUUAUUAACACUGGAUGCAUUUACUGUUGUUCUUUUAUGGUCUAUGGCAAAUGAAUGAACUGAGGGUCAUGUCAAUGCUUUUAUGUGAUCAUUUGAUGAUAAUGUUUAAAAGAAUGUUUUUUCAGCUUAUUGGAUUUUUUUAAAUUUAAAUUUAUUGCAAUUAAACAUUAUUUAAGUUCACUUUCUGUUUAAAGUUGAAGUUUUGAUAUUUGAAGUUUUCCAAUUCCUGUAUAAAAAUAAUUCAUUAGAACUAAAGAGACUGGGGAUC